Molecule: messenger RNA, 2129 nt
Organism: Ilex paraguariensis (yerba mate)
Lineage: Eukaryota; Viridiplantae; Streptophyta; Magnoliopsida; Aquifoliales; Aquifoliaceae
Source: the annotation of a GenBank genome assembly
CGAAAUUGAGGAACCUUUUAGACUUGGUUUUCAGAUGGAAUCUCUUCACUCUGGCUCUAUCUCAUUUGGACGGUUUGAAGCCGAAUCCCUGAGUUGGGAAAGGAGGUCGUCCUUCUCACAUAAUAGGUAUCUUGAAGAGGUUGAGAAAUACUCAAAACCUGGUUCAGUUACCGAGAUGAAAGCAUAUUUUGAGGCUCACUUUAAGAAGAAGGCCCUUCUGAGCCAGAGUUCAUCCGAGUGUCAAAAUGGGACAGAAUACCAAACUAGUGAAAAUGACAUUUCAGAAAACAUGCAUAAUGGGGAUGAAUUUGGGCAUCUUAAUCGGUGUAGCCAUUCUGCACACUUUGACGAGAGUCUUGCUCACUUGGAAUAUGGCAGAGAGUAUGAAAAAGCAAACUAUGAAGGGGGAAGGGGAGUUCUAUAUUCUGAACCUCAGGUUGAAGCUGGUAUCUGUGGUGCUGAUGUUGCGGACACAGUUUCUGUACAUGUCAUUGAAGUUGCACAACAAAAUGAAACUGGAAAUUUCCUUUUAAGCAAUACUGAACAAGAAAAAGAAGUAAAAGAGAGUCCUGAUGGUGAAGAACUACAUGUAAAUAUGACAUGUAAAGCCAUUUUUCCGCCCCUUAAUAGUCACACAAGUGAUAAAGAAGAAACUGCUUGCUUGGGACAUGAACAAAAUCCUUCUCUCAAGGUUAAGAAUUCUUCGGAAACCAAAGCUACACAAACCAGAUUGAAGUCUCAGGUCAUUGUUGAACAGGUUCAGAGAAACAUAUCAAGUGAAGCAUCUACCAAGGUUGCUGGAAGACCUGAUAGAAAUGAAAGAGGAGGUUCAUUAAGAACAAAAACAGAAAAGCAAUUAGCCCAAACUGCUGCACCAAACACACGUUCAAUGCGCAAAACUUCAAAACCAGAGGAGUGUAAUAGUACAAAGGCAAAAUUAACUCGUGAGAACAAAAGCUCUAGAAUUGCAUCAACGGCACAAAAAGGCAGUCAAAUGCAGUCUUCUGCAAGUGAGAAGAUCGUUCCAGGAGCAUGUCAAACUUCCAGCAGGCCCAAGCAGACUGUAAGUUCAACUAAGACAGCAGUGAAGCAGAGUGUUCCAGUUUUCAACUUUAAGAGCAAUGGACAAGCUGAGAGGAGGAAAGAGGCAUGGCAGCAUCCUGUUCCUUCAAUGUUCGCUUUGAAGUUGGAAGAAAAAAUGCACACUAAGGAGUCUCAGAUGAAUCAAGUCCAAGCAAAAACAUUGGAAGAAAGAGAAGCUGAGGUUAAACAAGUCCGCAGAAGCCUUAAUUUUAAAGCAACACCUAUGCCUUCUUUCUAUCGUGAAGCUGUACAUGGAUCAGAUAAGAACAAGACUGGAUCAUGUAACACCAAAUCACUCAGAGCACGAUGCAAGGCUUCAAGUUCAAGUGCUGGAGCGAUCACAAGGAUGUCCGAUUGCAGUGCACCUGUGCCUUUCAUUGGUGGUGCUAGCACUUCAACUCGAGCAACCCACAAAAAACAUCCUCCAUACGCAGAAAUUAAUACUGGGAUAGUUGGGAAGAAAGAGCUGGAAAAGGCAAAGAAAACGAUGCUACCAAAACAUAGAGUACCAGAUUGCAGCAAGGUCACAAAAAGCCACAGUGGUGUGGGGAAUAAGAAAGUGGGAACUGGGAUACGUAGCAACGACAUGGUGAGGAAGGAUAUGAAAACCACUGGCAUGGAAUGUUCAGGAAUGGGUAAUGUAGCAGUUGGUGUUGCCUCCUGAACAAUGAAACAAGUAUUUCCCUGGUCCACCUAUUCACAUUCUCCUGUAGACUAAACAUAGCAUCAGAAGACGGUGUUACCAAAAUGAAGUUGAAGAGAAGCACAACACAGAUCUUACGAUGCCAGGUCCGUGUCAUAUGCUUUCAUUAAUUGUGGGGUAGUGGUAUUUAUGAGGACAAAUUACUGCAAUUGUCCAUGAAGUUAGCAAACUCCCUUAUGCUAUGCAGCUUGUAAUAUAUUAUGUUCUCAGGUAGAAAAUAAGAAUGAAUCGGUCUCGAGGACCUCUUGCAAUUGUAAAUCUUUCAAUCAUAUCUAUGUAACGGUAUUGACAAAUAAAACAUCACUAAGUUAAUUAUCAGGCCAACAUGAUAUCGUAUCUUUCG